Messenger RNA from Callorhinchus milii (elephant shark), 1653 nucleotides. RefSeq names its product choline kinase beta (gene chkb). The record is from RefSeq and is a predicted model, not a curated record. The coding region runs from base 30 to 1247 and encodes 405 amino acids. NCBI's taxonomy places the organism in Eukaryota, Metazoa, Chordata, Chondrichthyes, Chimaeriformes, Callorhinchidae. The transcript is spliced from 11 exons. Gene Ontology annotation, molecular function: ethanolamine kinase activity; choline kinase activity. Gene Ontology annotation, biological process: phosphatidylethanolamine biosynthetic process; CDP-choline pathway. Gene Ontology annotation, cellular component: cytoplasm.
CGGGGCCGCGGCUCUGGGCAGAGCGGCUGAUGGACGCUCAGGAGCGGCGCGGGGGUGACGCGGCGCCGGUGCCGACCCCGAGCCCGAGCCCGGCCCCGGGGCCCUGCCACCAGCAGCACAACGGCGAGGACUGUGAGGCCGAACAGCACAGCGAGGGCCGCAGUCAGGAGGUGGACGGCGAGAGCCGCGGACGCGCCUUCACCUGGUGCCGGGAGUUCCUGGCCGGAGCCUGGAAACUCAUCUCCUCAGAGCAGUUCAGCAUCUCAGUCAUCAGUGGGGGGCUCAGUAACCUGCUGUACCUGUGCUCGCUGCCCGAGGCUGUGCUGAGUGUGGGUGAGGAACCGCGGCAAGUCCUACUCCGUGUGUACGGGGCCAUCUUGCAGGGUGUGGACUCUCUGGUGUUGGAGAGUGUGAUGUUCGCUGUGCUGGCGGAGCGAGCCUUGGGACCAAGAUUGUACGGUGUUUUCCCACAUGGGCGCCUGGAGCAGUACAUUCCUAGCCGCCGGUUGCUGACACACGAACUGGGGCUGCCAGACAUCUCCGCAGAGAUUGCUGUCAAGAUGUCGCGAUUCCACGCCAUGGUGAUGCCCUUCAACAAGGAGCCAAAGUGGCUGUUUGAGACUAUGGACAGGUACCUGAAGCAGAUCUCACAGCUCUCGUUCACCAGGGAAGCCCACGUGAAGAAGUUUAACAAACUGAAAAGCUACAACCUGGAGGCAGAGCUGGCCAGUCUGAAGUCUCUGCUUCUCAGCACUCGCUCACCUGUGGUGUUCUGUCACAACGACUGUCAGGAAGGGAAUAUCCUCCUCCUGGAGAACAGGGAACCCUCCUCCCCCGACAAGCUCAUGCUAAUCGACUUUGAGUACAGCAGUUAUAACUACAGGGGCUUUGACAUGGGGAAUCACUUCUGCGAGUGGAUGUAUGACUACACGUAUGACCAGUGGCCAUUCUUCACAGCCAGUAUCCAAAAAUACCCCACCAGAGAGCAACAGCUGCACUUCCUGCGUCACUAUCUGUGCGAGGCUUCGGGGAGGACGGGACAGCAGCUCACAGACCAGCACCAGCCCCCAGGCUCGGACGAGCAGGACAUGCUGAUCGAGGUCAAUAGGUUUGCUCUGGCCUCUCACUACCUGUGGGGCCUCUGGGCCAUUCUCCAGGCCAAGAUCUCCACCAUCCAGUUCGGGUACAUGGACUAUGCUGUGACUCGCUUUGAAGCUUACUUUGAACAGAAGAAGCUAUUUGCUUAAUAACGUUCCUUUCAGCGCCUUGGAACGUUCUCCUGGCGUGAAAGGUGCUAUCCAAAUGUAAUUUGUUGUUGUUGACCACAGGAAUCCUCAUAGCCCCCCCCACCUCGCGUUCAGCUGCACAAUUCCCCCCGACCUAGCAACAUGUCUCCCCAAACACCUCUCCGGCACUGAGCCCUGACCUACCCUCCCCCUCCCCCACGCUUAAAGGGAAUCAGUCAGGUGAGAGACAUUGGGAGGCUGAAGGGAGCAGUGACUGGGAACCCGGAAUGGAGUGUAUGCUCGGACAGGAUGAGAAACUCACCAGAACUGAAGGGACCAUCUCACCGGCUGGGCUCCUGCAGUGCGUGGCUGCUCGGCUGAGUGUGUGUGUGUGUGUGUCGCCCAUCAAUAAAGCCAGUACUCCAAA